Limulus polyphemus (Atlantic horseshoe crab) is the source of this 1281-nucleotide messenger RNA. RefSeq names its product methyltransferase-like protein 7A. The transcript has 2 exons. The record is from RefSeq and is a predicted model, not a curated record. Lineage: Eukaryota; Metazoa; Arthropoda; Merostomata; Xiphosura; Limulidae. Bases 127 to 900 code for a protein of 257 amino acids. Gene Ontology annotation, molecular function: S-adenosylmethionine-dependent methyltransferase activity.
UUGCGCCACAGUACUUUAUCUGUUCGUCGGUAAAACUAUCGUGAGAGUAGAUCGUAGUAGCGUCUGUUUGCUAAAGGAACUGAGGAGCGGAUGUGAACAGCUGUAAUUCAUUUUAAUUUUUCUACAAUGAUCGUUGUCUCGUUUUUUCAAUAUGUAUUCACGUAUUUGUUUUUUCUAAUUUUAGGCUUGAUAGUGCUAUCUUUUUUAUUUCUCAAGUACAGCAAAAAAAGUCAAGAGUUAUGGUUCUUCUGGUUUUAUUUAAAGUUUGUUGGGCCUAAACUCGAUCAAUGGUUUGCUACAGAUAAAAAUGAAUUAUUCAAUGAAUUGAGAGAACAGAAAUCCAGUGAUCCAGAACUACGGAAAAAAGGUGAUGGAGUGCUGAGAGUUGUAGAAAUUGGUAUUGGAAGUGGAUCCAACCUUGAAUUUUACCCAGAUAACACACGUCUCAUUGCAGUCGACCCAAGUACGUAUUUCCAGAAAAAUUUUCAUGAGAAAAAACAAAAUUUUCCAAAUAUAAUAUUGGAGAAUUUCUUUUUGUGUGAUGCAGAAGCUAUGACUGAAAUUGAAGAUAACAGUAUUGAUGCAGUAGUCUCUACCCAUGUAUUAUGUUCUGUAGAUGAUAUACGCGGGAUUCUGCAAGAAGUGUUUCGUGUUUUAACCCCGGGAGGAAAGUUCUACUUCUUGGAGCAUGUUGGAUAUCCAUUAGAUUCUUGGAAGUUCAGAGUACAGCAGUUGGUCCAGCCAGUAUGGGAAGUUUACUUGUUUGGAUGUCAGCUGACCAGAAACAUCUCUCAAGAUAUAGAUAAUAUUGGAUUCUCUCACUUAUCUCAUCGUAUUUCCUAUAAUUCUGAUGUUCUUUUUAUUUUAAGGCCUCACGUUGUUGGUAUUGCUACAAAAUAACUUUUGGAUGAAAUAUUAGUUUCUAGUAUUAAAAUAGUUUUUUUUUUAAACUGUGACUAAUGACCUAAUAUUAGCUCGUGCAUUCUUACCUUACAAGGCUACUAACCUAACAUUAGCUGGCACAUUAUUAACCUCCAAGACUAUGGAUACACUGAUACGUGAAUAAUUGUUAAACAUAUCUUCAAACUAUAAACAGUUGAUUAACCUAACAUACCUUAUUGUCAUUGUUUGACAAGUUUUUAAACUUCCUUGAAAAAAGCUUAUUAAAAUGUUAAAUGUUUAUAAUUUUUGCCUUUUCUUAAUAUUUGUCAGUAGAAUAAAGACAUUUGGAUAUAUUUUUGUUUUUAUCGAUAGAUAAAUAAACUGUACUUGUUUCAAAAA